Molecule: messenger RNA, 3031 nt
Organism: Sardina pilchardus (European sardine)
Lineage: Eukaryota; Metazoa; Chordata; Actinopteri; Clupeiformes; Clupeidae
Gene: c9h6orf89
Product: chromosome 9 C6orf89 homolog
Exons: 8
Coding region: 825-1823 (332 amino acids)
Cellular component (GO): Golgi membrane; nucleolus
Source: RefSeq, a predicted model, not a curated record
AUAAUAAUCUCCUGAUUUGACUGGCCACUGCAACAAUAAUUGUAUGGUUGUGGGUAAAACAGAAACCAUAGAAAUCGUAUUAAAAAAUAAAGCGCAAAAAGUUAUUUUGUUUUAGCUACAUGAUGAUUCGAUUGUGUACUUUCAUCGUCAACUAAAAUAAUCUAUCAAAGACUAACAGUAUAUGAACUACAAUAAUUUACAUCAACAUGGCAGUUUUACUGAAUUAUACCUUUUUAAAUUGCUCCAGAAAUGGCCAACUGACAGUUAGUCGAAUCUGCGGAUUGUAAAAUGUAAGUGGUGGUUUCGAACCAGUCAGUGGAAGGUGGAGGCAGAGAACGUCGAAUAAGUAGACUGGCUGGGCUGCUAUGCUCUGGUGGAGGUGAAGUGUCAUCGAGUAAGUUUGGUGGUUUGGUGGCCACCGCAAUGUAUUGGUAGGAAUUGGUCAUGAAAAGCAAACGGACUUACUAGUAAUGUCACUUAAGUAAGUCAUCGACGAUGAAGGCAAAGGAAUUUUCACGUGAUAUGGGAUAAGUGUGUCUUCUCCAGCUUCUGAAACGCUGCUAUGGACUUCUACUGAACGGAUUCCAAAAGUGUGCUGAUAUUGGUGGAUCUAUAUCUGGAACUAUCGCACCCGAAUAACAAGAGCUUCAUAUCUGUCAUUUGUGUGCCUAUCUGUUGAGCCUAGUGAGUCCCGUCUCUUCCAACACGGAAACGGAGUUUACGGCAUGUCUAUCUCUUCCAAAAACGCUUUGUUAUCCUCAUCCUCUUGAAGCUGAUUUCAAACCUUACUCAACGGUAAACGAGCAGGAACCAGUGGGAUCGCUAUGGGCACAACGUUGAGUGAACCUUGCAUCUAUGACAAACUGUCUGAAAGCAUCGACAUUUUACGGCAGUCCGGAUAUCGUUAUGGCAUGUCCGAGAGGGAGAUUGAGAAGUUCAUUAAACAAGUAUUGGAGACUAACGAACCACGGAGGGAGCCACCCCAAUUUCCCAUUCUGCGAGCCACCAUCAAGUUUGUUGUAGCUAUCGGCUUCCUGGUGGUAGCUGUGUUGGCUUUCACCUACCCACAUCAUCCUCGUCAUUUGGGGUCACUAGACUCAGGCAGUCAUAAUUGGUCUUCCCCCCUCAGUCAUGUGCGGCUACUGUCACUGCCUAUUGCCAAGAAGUAUAACCUGCAAGGAUUUCAUGAGUGGUGGAGUGUUGGGGCCAUACAGCAAGCUCUGGUAAACUGCUCUGGCUGUGCAGAUGUCUCUGCCGUCACAGAGCUCGCUGAGUCUCACACAGACUUCACUGGGCUACGUGCCAGACCCCAACCUGUCUUACUCAAGGGCGGUGAGUCUCUGACCCUGCAGAAGCAUCAGCUGGAGCAGCUCUACUCCGCCCACGCAGCCUCCAUGAGUAUCCUGCUAGAGGAGCAGGACAGCAGCCUCUCCCAUGAAGAGCACUUCCCCCAGGGCCCCGCCAACUUCACCCUGCUCUGGAGAUUCGCCACAGGGGCCAGGGAGAAAGUGUUGCGGUGGCUGUUCCCCAAAGCAGAGCUCUGUCACCUGCUGGACAGUGCAGGAACGAUGCUGCAGCGCUGCCAAGUCACUCACAGCACCAGCUCCCAAACCAGGGGAGUGGAGGUGCUGGGCUGGCUGGUCGUAGGAGAGGGCCAGCCCACGCUGCGGGUGCUGCCUGUCCACCACUGCCAGAAACAGUGCAGCUCUUUCAACCUCUGGCUUGGCCCUGGAGAUAUGGUGUAUGCUGAUCCACGCUACUGGCAGAUGGAGCUGUUCCCUGGAAGAGGACAAAACAUUGUGUGCGAUGGCUCUGCCUUCUAAGAGACGAACCAAGGAGUCGGCCGAAGCCCAUCGGAAUGGGAGUGAAUGUGGUGCUGGAACAGCCCUGCCACAGAUGUCGGGCUCUGUGCUCCUGCUGCUCAGAGACCUCCCCACAGGCACCCAGCUAUCAGGAAUAGCACCACCGUUUGGUCUUCACGUGCCUCUCCUCUCUGUGUGAACCUGUGCGUUCAUUUGUAGGGACUGAACUAAACUAUUUGCCAGCUUUGCCUCAGCUUUGCCUCAGCCUCUUGAGGACGCACCCCCCCACACACACACACCUGAGUAUCUAGCCCGUGAACCACCACUACACACGGCUCUCAGGGGUCAAGGAACCAGCUAUGAUGAAAUCAGGAAGCUGUUUUAGAGUCCUUUGUGUUCUUUUUGUUUUAUCUUCUUCGGUUAUUUGGGUCGGGACCGCCCAACUGGCCUGCAGUCGAACUCCUAUGAGGAUGCAAUGAAGUGUAUUUAUAACAGCCAGACUGGAGCUGUUGUUGUAUGCUUCAUAGUUGUUAGUGACUGUCUUGGAAAAAAAAGGCCUCCAUGCUCUAGUGUACAAAAUUACUUAAUUUAAAUAACAGAUGGCAUUAAUGACAUUGUAUCCAGAAAAUGUUUGUUUUUCAGCAGCCGUUCACGUUUUUAUUUAUCUCUGUCUCAUAACUUGUGCCAGAUUUUGACACCUGGUGGAUUGUCGAUCCACAAUGCCAUAGAUGAUAUUCUCUUUAUUUGCCUGGUCUGUUAGCCAUCUCUGCCUUUGGUGGCUUUGCCUGUGAAAGCACUUUACUGUAUAUUGGUCGUGUCAGCUGACAGUCACUUUUUUCUCUCUCUCUCUCCUUAUGGAACUCAUAUUUGUUCUUCAUAAACAUACUGUUGCUCUGCCACUGUACAUUGUCUGCCUUUGCACCGUGUUUCCAGCAGUCACCCACAGGCUGCAUCUUUACACAAACUGGAAUUUUUAUGUGUUGCUGUCUUAUCACUGCAAUUUUGAAUAAUAGUUUGCUUUGUCCUUAGCUGAAAAUUCAGCUUGGUCUUUUACAGGUGGUGUGACAUUGAACAGAUGAAAUGCCAUGGACACUAAAACAUGUUUUAUUUUUAAAUAAUGGUCAAUGUUGAUUUGAUUACAUGUAAUCAUGAAAGCAAGCCAAUGAACAUAUGUUUUGGUUUAUCUUGUCAAAGUGUCACAGCAUAAAGUUUUGUUAGGUAUAAUGUAA